Molecule: messenger RNA, 483 nt
Organism: Cyphomyrmex costatus
Lineage: Eukaryota; Metazoa; Arthropoda; Insecta; Hymenoptera; Formicidae
Exons: 1
Coding region: 1-483 (160 amino acids)
Source: RefSeq, a predicted model, not a curated record
AUGAAGUACCUAGGUUUCUACCUGGACUCGUGGUGGUCCUUCCGCGGACACUUCGACAGGAUACUGGAAAAGGCGGAAAAUACAGCGACGGCUCUGAGUAGGCUCAUGCGAAAUCUGAGAUGCCCGAGGCAAAGAAGGAGGACGUUAUAUGCAAACGUGGUGAUAUCCAUAAUUAUGUACGGGGCACCAUUGUGGGAAGAUGCGAUCAGAGCGGAUAGACGGAUAAGAGAGAGGGCGGGAAAAAUAUUUAGAAGGUUGGCGCUAAGAGUAACAUCAGGAUAUAGAACAGUGUCUCACAGCGCGGCGGCGAUUAUGUCGGGCAUGGUCCCCUUCGACUUGAGGGCGGAAGAAUAUUACAGGGUGUACAUGGAGUUGCGAACGGUGCCUAGGGUGAACAAUAGGGUACCGGAGCUAAGAAGAAGGGCCAUCAAGACUCGGAAACAUGACAGGAUAUUAGAUAGAAAUAGAAGAGGAGGUUACUAG